Molecule: messenger RNA, 783 nt
Organism: Drosophila hydei
Lineage: Eukaryota; Metazoa; Arthropoda; Insecta; Diptera; Drosophilidae
Exons: 1
Coding region: 69-431 (120 amino acids)
Source: RefSeq, a predicted model, not a curated record
AGCAAGUCAGAAAAUAUUCAGAAAGUUUCGAGUUCGGCGUUCGAGUGCUUUUGUUUUAUGGGGGGAAUAUGUCACAGUCGCCAGAGGAGAAUCAUGUACAUAAUUACUUCGCGCCCACCACGCUGCUCUUCUACUUCAACGAGCUGUGGGAGCUAUGGAACACCAUCAGCUGUCACCUGAUUACGUAUAUAGAGCGCGGCAGAGGUGAAUAUUUCGCAGGCUUUUGCAGUUUUCACUUUUGCUGGCAUUCGAUAGAGGAGGAGGAGGAGGAGCAAGAGGAGCAGCAGCUAGAGCAGUUAGAGUACAAUAUCGACAACGGAAGCAGCCUUGAGCAGGACGUGGACUACGAUGUCGAGCAGAGGCAACAGAACUUAUAUCAUUUGGUUCACAUGUCGCUCAUAUUUCGUGCCUCCCAUUUCAAUCAGAGUUGAGAUGGCCGGCAAAGCCAAAGUGAAAUCGAAAUUCCAUAACGCGUUUCUUUCUAUGCCGAAAUUGGUUAAAAACGUUGCAUUUUUACCUAUCUUUGUGUCCGUGGUGUGUGAAUGUGGGGGCAUAAGUGUAUGUGUGUGUGUGUGUGAAUGUGUAUGUUUGUAUGAUUUUGUAUGCAUGUGUGUAUGUGUGUAUGUAUAUGUGUGCAUCUGUGUGUGACAUCUUGGCAAAGCUUCAAUAAAACGUUUGGCAACGUGGCCAGCAAAUGAUAACCCACCAUGGCAAUAGAGCCAAGCAGCCAACCAGCCAGCCAGCCAGCCAACUCGUCACGGCUCAGUGGGUAAAAUAAAAAAU